AUGGCCUUAUCUGCAGCCCGACACCUUCUGGGGCCCUGCAGGACCCCUGUUCAGGGCAGCCUGCUGCUGCUGCUGCUGCCACUGGGCCUUGGCUGGACACAACCCCUGAAGGCUACAGUGACACCGGUGAGGCCUGGAAGACAGGAGCCCGUCCUCCCGGUAGCUGGCAUGCGUGACCCUGUCAGCCUGGCCCCAGGCCUCUCUAGCCUCUUCUGUGUGGAGGUGUCUCACUGGAGUGCCAGGCGUGUCCUGGAGCUGGUUGUGACCACGAGGCAGAAGAACAUUACGCUCCAUGUGGAUCAGCUGCGCUGUCUGGCAAGCCGUCUCUCUGGGCACCUCACCCUUCAGGACCUGGAUACCCUCCCAGUGGAUAUGCUGCCCUUCCUCAACCCUGCCUUGUUCCCUGGGCCUCAGGCCUGUGCUGGCUUCUUGUCCCGAGUCUCCAAGGCCAACAUUCACAUGCUCCCACCAGGGGCUCCUGAGCGCCAGCGACUGCUCCCCGUAGCCCUGGCCUGCCGGGGUGUGCGGGGCUUUCGGGUGAGUGAGGCUGACGUGCAGGCCCUGGGGAGCCUGGCUUGUGACCUGCCCGGGCGCUUUGUGACCAAGGCAGCGGCCUCCCUUCUCCCCCGGCUGGCCAGCUGCCCAGGGCCCCUGGGCUGGGACCAGCAGGAGGCAGCAAGGAUGGCUCUGAAGGCUGGAGGACCCCCUUAUGGCCCCCCAUCGAGGUGGUCUGUCUCCACCCUGGAUGCUCUGCAGGGCCUGCUGGCUGUGCUGGACAUGUCCAUCAUUCACAGCAUCCCCCAGGGGGUUGUGGCCUCAUGGCUACAGCGCAUCUCUGGGCCCCAAUCAUGGCGGAAGUCUGAGCCCACUGACCUGCUGCCAAGGUUCCGGCGAGACACAGAAAAGGCCUGUCCCCCGGAGAAGAAGGUGGAGGUCGUGGAUGAAAGCCUCUUCUGGUAUGAGGAGUGGGAGCUGGAGGCCUGCGUGGAUGGCACCAUGCUGGCUGAACAGAUGGACAAUGUGAACAGGAUCCCCUUCACCUACCAGCAGCUCAGCAUUUUCAAGCGCAAGUUGGACAAGACCUAUCCACAAGGGUACCCCGAGGCCCUGGUCCGGAAGCUCGGCCUCCUUUUCCGCUAUGUCCUCCCAGAGGACAUCAGCAAGUGGAACGUGACCUCCCUGGACAUGGUGAAGGACUUGUUCCGGGCCAGCAGCGGGCAGAGCACCAACGUGCAGGUGACCGCCCUGGUUGCCCGCUACCUGCUGGGGAGGGAUGAUUUGGAUAAGGACACGCUGGACUUCCUGGCUGGUGUCCGCCCCACUUACCUGUGUGUCCUCAGUGCCGAGCAGCUGGAGUCCCUGCCCCUCAGUGUCCUAUGGACAGUCAUGCCCAAGGAUCUGGAUGCAUGCAGCCCACAGCAGCUGGGCCUUCUCUAUCCCAAGGCCCAGUUGGCCUUCCAGAAUGUGAGCGGGCUGGAGUACUUUGGGAAGAUCAAGGCCUUCCUAGGUGGGGCUUCCACAGAGGACCUGCAGGCCCUUGGCCGACAGAACAUCAGCAUGGACUUGGCCACAUUCAAGCAGCUGCCCGUGGAGUCAGUGGUGCGGCUGACCGUGGAUGAUGUGAAGAUGCUUCUGGGCCUGCAUGUGGCAGAGCUGAAGGGGGAGGAGAACAAUAGCCCCGUGCGGGACUGGAUCUUCCAGCAGCACCAGGAAGACCUGGACCAGCUGGGGCUUGGGCUACAGGGCGGCGUCCCCAAUGGCUACUUGAUCCUGGACCUCAGCUUCCGAGAGGCUUUCUCCCGGGGAGCUCCAUGUCCUACACCUGGACCUGUGCUUGCCUGGCUCUCUGCUCUGCUCUUGGUCUUCACUCUGAGCUGAAAUCUUGCUUCUGAGUGCCCAGCCCCAGCCCACUGUGGAGCCCUGCCUGGCUGAAGGUAGCCCAGUGGCAUUGGGGCUCAAUAAACAGCAAUGUGUCACUGU
Molecule: messenger RNA, 1980 nt
Organism: Perognathus longimembris pacificus (Pacific pocket mouse)
Lineage: Eukaryota; Metazoa; Chordata; Mammalia; Rodentia; Heteromyidae
Gene: Msln
Product: mesothelin
Exons: 16
Coding region: 1-1878 (625 amino acids)
Biological process (GO): cell-matrix adhesion
Cellular component (GO): cell surface
Source: RefSeq, a predicted model, not a curated record